GCGGAGCGGAGCGGAGCGGAGCGGCCAUGGCGCUGCUGCGGGGUGUGUUCAUCGUCGCAGCGAAGCGAACUCCUUUCGGGACCUAUGGAGGUUUGCUGAAGGACUUCACGGCCACAGACCUGACAGAGCAGGCUGCCCGAGCUGCGCUGGCUGCUGGCAAGGUCUCCCCUGAGAUCAUCGACAGUGUUGUUGUUGGCAGUGUCAUGCAGAGCUCUGCAGAUGCAAUUUAUAUCGCGAGACAUGUUGGUUUGCGUGUGGGAGUCCCUGUCUCAGUCCCAGCCCUCACUGUCAACAGACUCUGUGGCUCUGGUUUCCAGUCCAUUGCCACUGGAUGUCAGGAGAUUUGUCUUAAUGACUCAGAAGUUGUUUUGUGCGGUGGAGCUGAAAAUAUGAGCCAGGCUCCUUAUGCAGUUCGAAACAUUCGGUUUGGAACCAGAUUAGGAGCGGAACUCAAGCUGGAAGACACGUUGUGGGAAGGUCUAACAGAUACACAUGUUAAGAUACCGAUGGCAGUGACAGCUGAGAAUCUGGCUGCAAAGUACAACAUCACACGAGAGGAGUGCGACCGAUACGCGUUCAAAACGCAGCAGAGGUGCAAAGCUGCUCAUGAUGCCGGUUACUUUAACACUGAGAUGGCACCAAUUGAAGUGAAAACAAAAAAGGGGAAAGAAAAUAUGCAAAAGGAUGAGCACCCAAAACCCCAGACCACUGUGGAACAGUUGGCAAAGCUCCCAUCCCUCUUCAAAAGGGACGGGACAGUCACGGCUGGGAAUGCUUCGGGAGUGUGCGAUGGAGCUGGUGCAGUCAUCAUUGCUAGUGAAUCAGCUCUUAAAAAGCACAGUCUUACUCCUCUGGCAAGAAUAGUAGCAUAUCACUCAUCUGGCUGUGACCCUUCCAUAAUGGGCAUUGGCCCUGUCCCUGCAAUUACUGAGGUUCUGAAGAAAGCAGGCUUGACCCUGAAGGACAUGGAUUUGGUAGAGGUGAAUGAGGCCUUUGCACCUCAGUAUCUAGCUGUGGAAAAAGUUUUGGGCCUUGACCCUGAAAAAACCAAUGUCAAUGGAGGUGCCAUUGCUAUAGGUCAUCCUUUGGGGGCUUCAGGAGCGCGGAUCACAGCUCACCUGGUUCAUGAGUUAAGGCGUCGCGGCGGGAAGUACGCAGUUGGGUCAGCUUGCAUUGGUGGUGGGCAAGGUAUUGCUCUCCUCAUUGAGAACACAGCCUGAGCGAUUCUGGAGACUGUAGUGUUGCCUGAAUAAUCCCCCUGAGAAACUUCUGCCUUUAGGCACACUCCAGCAUCACUGUCUUCCUUUUUUUGUGCCAUUCCUGCAAGGUAAAGGAAGAGCUGAGAAGUCUGAAUUCUGAAUGAAGAGAUCCGUUGAUGUCUUCCUAACUAAAGGAAGUGUGGCAUCAAUUUAAUUUCACACUAAUGAAGUAUUUUCUAAAAGCCUCUUUUCAAUCAAAGUUGUUACAUUUCCACAGGCAAAACUCCUUCCAUUUUCUGAGGAAAUUGCCUGUCAAAACUUUCACCAGACCUGCCUUAAAAUAGCAGUCAGUGCAGCUUCUUAAGCAAGCAUUGCUUCAACUGUCUUUAUUUCAGCUACUGCUGCUGUCUGGCACAUGUGCCUCUCUCACCAUCAAGAAAUGUGCACAUUUAAUUGGAGCCCUUCAGCUGCAGCUGUAACCUGUACCCUGCUGUUUUGCAAGGGAGAAGAGAACGAACAGAAGCUGAAACUUCCAUUGUGCCUCCCAAAAGAACAAUAAAUACCACAGAAGAAAAAGAAAUAAAAAUAAGGUCUUGGUGUU
Messenger RNA from Colius striatus (speckled mousebird), 1800 nucleotides. RefSeq names its product acetyl-CoA acyltransferase 2 (gene ACAA2). The coding region runs from base 27 to 1220 and encodes 397 amino acids. The record is from RefSeq and is a predicted model, not a curated record. NCBI's taxonomy places the organism in Eukaryota, Metazoa, Chordata, Aves, Coliiformes, Coliidae. The transcript is spliced from 10 exons. Gene Ontology annotation, molecular function: acetyl-CoA C-acetyltransferase activity. Gene Ontology annotation, biological process: fatty acid beta-oxidation.